Messenger RNA from Oldenlandia corymbosa var. corymbosa, 3143 nucleotides. NCBI's taxonomy places the organism in Eukaryota, Viridiplantae, Streptophyta, Magnoliopsida, Gentianales, Rubiaceae. The record is from the annotation of a GenBank genome assembly.
GUGGGCCAAUAUCAGUUGGGGCCCCAGAACACCAACAGCCCCACCCACGGCCUUUGCGAAUCUUCUCCGAUCGAUCAACUCUGAUCAUCAUUAUCGACUUAAUCACCAUUGCUAAACUUAAACCAAACAAAAACAAAUCUCGAGUUUUCAAUUGAGGAAUUUGUACACAAAAAAAAUGGAAACCCGUACUUAAUCCUCCAUUACUACCCAGAAUUGUUUAAUCCCAAAAAGUAAAAGAAAUACAGUAAAAAAAAAGAUUAAAAAAAAAAAGAAAAAGAAAAAGAAAGCGAGAGAGAGAGAAGAAAAGGUAAAGUAGGAAAAGGCUUUUAUUGGUUUUCGAUGGUGUUUGCCUUGUGCCGCGGUUUUAGAAUAAGUACAACAGUACCACCGCUCAGAGGAGGAAGAAGACCUAGUCGGCGGUGGCCGGAGACGCGCGAGGCGGUGGCUCUACUUUUGUUCCUUCUGUUGUUGAUGAUUGACUUAUUCCCCUCCCUCGCUGAUGGUCGUCGGAAGGGGGGUUGGAUCUUCACCGUUUUUGCGGAGGCCGGUGGCGGUGGCGGUGGAGGUGGUGGGUUUUGGGGGUCUUCAUCCAUCCCGGCUUCUAAUGUUGGUAUAGCCAUCGUCGUGACGGCCAUGGCCGGUCUCGCCUUGGCCGCCACCGUGGUCUACUCUCGUAGGUAAAGAAAAACAAAGAACAGUUCCUCUUCAUUUCUUGCUUCUAUUGAUGAUUUAGGUGGAAAAUGUUAUAAUGGUUGGGUAUAGAUUAGAUUUUUUUUAAGUAAGAAAAAUCAAAGAAAAAGGGUUGGGUGAAAGAUUGGGGGUUUCACUAACUAGUUGGGGUUAGUAGAGAGUUGUGGUAUAGGUUAGUUGUAGGGAUUUCGAUGUUGAUGAUGCAAGAUAAACCUUUGAUGAAGGCACUGAGACGGAGCCAGACUUCGUUUUGGUCGAAUAGUCCUUCCUCUUCUUCUUCUUCAAGGCCGUCCUGGAUUCAUUUGAGAUCGGUUUUAUUAGUGGUUGCUUCCACCACCACCAUCACCACCACAUCAUCCACCUCCUCACCAGUUCCUACUGAUCGGGGAAGUCUUAAAUCACCAUGGUCCAGGAGGAGAAGGAAACAUGCCCUGCUACCAAAACAGUGGAAGACUUAUUUUGAUGCAGAGGGGAGGCUAAUUGAUGGAGGUGUCAAGUUUUUGAAGAAAGCAAGGAGUGGGGGUGUUGAUCCCAGCAUACGGGCUGAGGUUUGGCCUUUCCUUCUUGGAGUGUAUGAUUUGAAGUCUACAAAGGAAGAAAGAGACUCUAUUAACUCUCAGAAGAGAAAAGAAUAUGAAAGCUUGCGAAGACAGUGCCAAGAGCUUCUAAGAAACAGCGAAGAGAGCUCGAAGUCGGAGGAAUCUGGAAUCUAUGGCAAUGAGGACUCCGGUGAUGUAACUCAAGUUUUGCAUUCUCCUGGCCCUGAGGAUGUUGUUAGUGCUCAAAAUUCUGACUCUGACAAGGAAGUGGGCCCAAGAGACAAGGAGGGAAAAGUGAAAACAGAUGAUGGUCUUUUGGAGAAGGAUAACACAUUGUUGGAUCAGGUCAGCAAGAGUGGAAUUACUACCGAGAAUUCCUGUGAACCGGAAACGGGCGAGGAAGUGGUUAGUCCUCGGAAUCCUGACUCUGUUGAGGAAGUGGGUCCAACAGACGAGGAGGGAAAUGAAAACAUAAACAAUGCUGGUUUGGAGACGGAUAAUACACUAUUGAAUCAGGACAACAAGAGUGGAAUCACCACGGAGAAUGCCUAUCAACCGGAAACUGAGUCAUCUGAUUCUGAUUCUUCUGAAGAGCCUGAUGAGACACAGCCUUUCAUUCCUCGGGAAGGAACAGAAAGCAAUGAUCUCAAUGAGGUAUCUGAAUCUGACCGUCCUCGGUCAGAUGGUAACUUAAGAUCUUCUACUUCAGAAGACUUCAAUACCUGGCAGAGGAUCAUUCGUGUUGAUGCUAUUCGGGCUAAUGGUGAAUGGGUUAUUUAUUCACCUUCACAGGCCUCUGUUUCUGAGAUAAAGGCGCGGGAACUGGCGGAGAGUGUUGGAUUGAAGGAUUAUGAACAUUUGGAACCUUGUAGGAUUUAUCAUGCUGCCCGCCUUGUUGCCAUCCUUGAAGCCUAUGCAUUGUAUGAUUCUGAGAUUGGAUAUUGCCAGGGGAUGAGUGAUUUGCUCUCUCCCAUCAUCGCGGUGAUGGAGGAGGAUCAUGAGGCCUUCUGGUGCUUUGUUGGUUUUAUGCAAAAAGCUCGGCAUAACUUCCGUCUCGAUGAGGUGGGUAUCCGCAGACAGUUGAACAUGGUUUCAAAAAUAAUAAAAAGUAAGGACUCCCACCUAUACAGGCAUUUGGAGAAGCUCCAAGCAGAGGACUGUUUUUUCGUGUACCGGAUGGUGGUAGUUCUGUUCAGACGGGAGUUGGAUUUCGAUCAGACUCUUUGCCUAUGGGAAGUCAUGUGGGCGGAUCAGGCAGCAAUUAGGGCUGGAAUUGCAAAGUCGACUUGGGGAAGACUGAGGUUGAGGGCUCCUCCAACAGAAGAUCUCCUGCUUUACGCCAUAGCAGCUUGUGUUCUGCAAAGGAGGAAGCUGAUCAUAGAGAAGUACUGCAGCAUGGAUGAAAUCAUGAGGGAAUGCAAUAGCAUGGCUGGACAUUUGGAUGUUUGGAAGCUUUUAGACGACGCCCAUGACUUAGUGGUAACUCUUCACGACAAGAUCUAGUGGGAAAAACCCUUGGCACGCCUGCCUUAAAUUAUUCGCUACAUUGUUAAUCUCCCAUGUUUCUUUAGUUCCAAAGUUCAACCCCAUUCAGCCUUGUUGUGUCGUUUAAUCCCUCAGCAUCUAAAGUGGUCUCUCACAAAUCCGUUCAAAAGUUUGUAACAUGUUUAUUCUUCUUGUUUUCUUUUUCCCUUUGUAAAAUUGUCUGUACUGAGGAAAACAUGAUGUUUGUGCAUUGCCCGCACUCUAAGACUGACUUUUAAAGUGUGAAGUGGCGAAAUAUGCAAAAUUUCAGUUCAUUUGACUAUCAAUGAGUUAUCUGAGGUACAUUCCCAUUUACAAUGCAGCCUAGAUCCGUAGACAGUUUAGUGCAUUUUUAUGUCACCAGCAUUCUUGUUUGUGUUUUUCAAUUUA